Molecule: messenger RNA, 614 nt
Organism: Cuscuta campestris
Lineage: Eukaryota; Viridiplantae; Streptophyta; Magnoliopsida; Solanales; Convolvulaceae
Source: the annotation of a GenBank genome assembly
AUAGUCCGUCUGCUCCAUCGAUCAGAGCUCCGGUCAUCUCUAUCCGGUCAUCUCUAUCCGGUCGUCAUCUCUACUAGCAAGCAUGGAUACUGUGUCGGGAGGUACUUCAGUAGGCGACACGCCACCAGCUACACCAGAGAGGCGUCGGGAGAGCCGACUCCGACAGCUUGUAGCCUUCACAUGGGCUAGUGUUUUAGCAUUUUUCUCCCCGCCGGCGGCCGCUGCAUCUGCAUGGGCUACUCGUGUUUUAGCCGCCUUCUGGAAGUGGCUCACUCUCAAGCUGUACAAGCUAAGGCAACAUCUCCCCUUAUUUAAUAAGAGCCCAUUGCAUCCAACAUAGUCUUUUUACCGUUUAAUUUUAACUCCGUUAUCUACCUGUACAUCGCACUACUGUGUGGGCGGAGGCUUAUUUCUCUUUCACAAUGUUUCUAUUUCUUCAGCCCCUUCGCCUACCCGAUACACCCCUUUUCUUUUCUUUCUUCUUCUUCUUCGUUUUCCUAUCUUUUCUCUCUUUGACAAAAAAUCUGAUUCGGAUUUCCCCAAUCUUUUAAUGAGAUAGUUGCCCUUGUAUCGCUGCUUUGUAUAUAUACUUCCGCCAGGUACCCUGCUUCUCU